Messenger RNA from Saccoglossus kowalevskii, 675 nucleotides. Its product is annotated as methyltransferase-like protein 27. Gene Ontology annotation, molecular function: S-adenosylmethionine-dependent methyltransferase activity. Lineage: Eukaryota; Metazoa; Hemichordata; Enteropneusta; Harrimaniidae. The record is from RefSeq and is a predicted model, not a curated record.
AUGGAAGGAACAACUUCAGCAGAAAUUCGCUCAACGGAAAUAGUUAAUUCACUACAGCGUUGUACGACAGAAGAGGAAGCUUUGAAAGUGUACAAUUCUUGGAGUGACACCUAUGAUCAGGAUGUUCUUGGACUAGGAUACAAUGCUCAUAAAUAUACAGUGAACAAAAUGUUGAAACUGGUAACCGGGAAAGAGACUAGAAUACUUGAUGUUGCUGCGGGCACUGGAUUAGUUGGUUCAGAGUUGUAUGAAUAUGGUUAUACAAAUGUUGACGCGCUCGAUCCUUCCGGUGAGUCACUUGCCAUUGCAGAGAAAAAAGAAGUUUACAAAAAACUGAUGUGCUGCGCUGUUGGGGAAGACAAACUGGACAUAGAUGAAGAUUCAUAUGACGUGGUGACUGCGUGUGGCUGUUUUGGUUAUAAUCUAAUGCAACCUAACCAUCUACAAAAGCUUGUUCGUAUCGUAAAAUCAGGUGGAUACAUAAUCGUUGUGACAAGGCGAAGUCCUCCGCCAAAUGAUGUAUUCUGUGGAGAAUUGCGUGAAUGUAUCCAACAACUGAAAAGGAGAUAUUUGGUAAAUGACGUCACCAUAGAAGAUAUUCCGGACUACUUUUCUGCCACUGAACGUAACCCGAGUGGUGUAUCCGGUGUUGUAAUAACAUUACGAGUAUGCUGA